This is a messenger RNA of Penaeus vannamei (Pacific white shrimp), 756 nucleotides long. The record is from RefSeq and is a predicted model, not a curated record. NCBI's taxonomy places the organism in Eukaryota, Metazoa, Arthropoda, Malacostraca, Decapoda, Penaeidae.
AUGCCGACGCCCACUCUGACGAAGGAGGAGCUGAAGCACCUGGUCCGCGGGGGGAAGCCCCUCGGCAGCGGCCUCACGGGCGAGGCCUUCCUGGUGCGCCUGCAGACGGGCCGCAAGGCCGUCCUCAAGCGGUGCAGCGACAGGAGGUUCGAUUUUGUCUUCAGGAACGAAUGCAGGAUCCUGCGUGAGCUGCGCCGCUCCGGGCUCGUCCCGCGGCUGCUCGGCAAGAGCCGGAAGCCCUGGGCCAUCCUGAUGGAGCACUGCGAGGGGCGCACUGGCCAGGACCUGCUCGACGACCCUGUCAGCAGGAAGGAGACCCUCGUGCGCGUGGUGCGCCAGCUGGCGAACCAGGUGGGCGAGCUCCACAAGCAGGGCUACGCCCACAAUGACGUCAAGCUGGACAACUGCGUCGUGGACACCAGCAGCAGGCCCCUCGCCGUGCGCCUGAUCGACUUCGGGCACUCCGUGCGCCUCGGGAGGUCCGGCGGCUACGACGUCAUCCCUGAGGGCGCGCACUUGGCGCCCGAGCUGAGCAAGGGCGGCAAAGCCAGUCCCUCGACCGACGUGUUCUCGCUCGGACACGUGCUCGACUGGGUGAUGGGGCAGGUGGGCCGCGAGUUCUUCCCGAAGGUCUUCCACCGCCUCGCCGCCCACGCCCUCAGCGCCGACCCCAAGAGGCGGCCCUCGCCCCAGCUGUUCGUGGAGGCCAUGGAUCACGGCCUCGCCAAGAUGCGCAACGGCGUCGGCCGCCGCUGA